AUGGGAUUCCUAGCUCAGAUUGAGGACUCUCUUCCUUCUGGUCUCAAUGAACAAGAUAAGAUUGAGAGGGUGAAAGUCAUGUAUCGUGACAUUCAAAAGACAACUUUUCAUUUCGAGCAUUGCUGGAACAUACUACGACACCAACCUAAAUGGCUUUCACACAUUGAGGGGGGAAACACUAAGCGACGUUCUAAUGUGUCAUGUUCUCCAUCUAUACCAGAGUCAAUUAACUUAGGUGAUGAAACGUCGCCCUAUAGUCCCACCUUUGAUUUGGAGCGACCUAUUGGUAAGAUGGCCGAGGAAGAGAGAAUGCGAAAAGCAAAAACAAGGACAAAGAUGGUGGCUUUCACCAUAAUUUCUGAAUUGAAGUCUGGGAAGUUGAAGAUGCAUGAAGAGAAAAUGAGUAUGGCUAAGAUUGAGAUAGAGAAGCAAGAUGAAAUUGAGAACAAAAGGAUUAAGCUAAAAGAGAUUAAGGAAGAAAGGGAGCACAAGAGGAUGAAGAUCCAAGAAAGGCAAGAAGAGCUUAACAUAAUGAUGAUGGAUGUGAGUAACUGUUACGACUAUCCCACAUCGGUUAGAUGUGGUUGUGAAGUGCAGUAG
Tripterygium wilfordii is the source of this 600-nucleotide messenger RNA. Its product is annotated as glutathione S-transferase T2-like. The record is from RefSeq and is a predicted model, not a curated record. The transcript is spliced from 2 exons. The coding region runs from base 1 to 600 and encodes 199 amino acids. Lineage: Eukaryota; Viridiplantae; Streptophyta; Magnoliopsida; Celastrales; Celastraceae.